Homo sapiens (human) is the source of this 1006-nucleotide messenger RNA. It is a transcript of the gene KRTAP10-3, whose product is annotated as keratin associated protein 10-3. Gene Ontology annotation, cellular component: cytosol; keratin filament. The coding region runs from base 81 to 746 and encodes 221 amino acids. The record is from RefSeq and is marked reviewed. The transcript has a single exon. Lineage: Eukaryota; Metazoa; Chordata; Mammalia; Primates; Hominidae.
CGAUCACUCACUCACUCCCUCACUCACUCCCACACUCACUCACUCACGUCUCCCCCAGCUCACCUCCUCCCCACCCCAGCAUGGCCACGUCUACCAUGUCCGUCUGCUCCAGCGCUUACUCUGACUCCUGGCAGGUGGACGCCUGCCCAGAGAGCUGCUGUGAGCCCCCCUGCUGCGCCACCAGCUGCUGCGCCCCGGCCCCCUGCCUGACCCUGGUCUGCACCCCAGUGAGCUGUGUGUCCAGCCCCUGCUGCCAGGCGGCCUGUGAGCCCAGCCCCUGCCAGUCAGGCUGCACCAGCUCCUGCACGCCCUCGUGCUGCCAGCAGUCUAGCUGCCAGCCAGCUUGCUGCACAUCCUCCCCCUGCCAGCAGGCCUGCUGCGUGCCUGUCUGCUGCAAGCCAGUCUGCUGUGUGCCCGUCUGCUGCAAGCCUGUCUGCUGCAAGCCCAUCUGCUGUGUGCCCGUCUGCUCUGGGGCUUCCUCUUCAUGCUGCCAGCAGUCUAGCCGCCAGCCGGCUUGCUGCACCACCUCCUGCUGCAGACCCUCCUCCUCCGUGUCCCUCCUCUGCCGCCCCGUGUGCAGGUCCACCUGCUGUGUGCCCAUCCCCUCCUGCUGUGCCCCUGCCUCCACCUGCCAGCCCAGCUGCUGCCGCCCGGCCUCCUGCGUGUCCCUCCUCUGCCGCCCCACGUGCUCCCGCCUCUCUUCCGCGUGCUGCGGCCUCUCCUCAGGCCAGAAGUCCAGCUGCUGACGGGCAGGUCCCGUUUCUCCAGAGUUGUUCCAGGGCCAUCUCUGACUUCCGAAAAUCCUUGCAGCCCUGAGCCCUGUCUGAGUCUCCUCUGCCCAUAGCCACUGCACCUCCAGCCAGCAAUGCUGAGCUUUCAUGCCGAUUCCCUCCAGGCAUGCAUCUCUCCCACACCCUCAUCUCCAUGCUGGCCAGCCGGUGGUCACUGUGUCCUGCCCCAUGUGAGUGAUCAGUCUGUCAACAAAUAAAGUCACCAAUGUGCCCUC